Messenger RNA from Echinops telfairi (small Madagascar hedgehog), 3828 nucleotides. RefSeq names its product transient receptor potential cation channel subfamily C member 6 (gene TRPC6). Gene Ontology annotation, cellular component: cation channel complex; membrane. The record is from RefSeq and is a predicted model, not a curated record. Lineage: Eukaryota; Metazoa; Chordata; Mammalia; Afrosoricida; Tenrecidae. Gene Ontology annotation, molecular function: inositol 1,4,5 trisphosphate binding; store-operated calcium channel activity; protein binding. Gene Ontology annotation, biological process: calcium ion transmembrane transport; regulation of cytosolic calcium ion concentration; manganese ion transport. The coding region runs from base 38 to 2392 and encodes 784 amino acids. The transcript has 11 exons.
GAAGGGGAGAAGGUUAGCAAAUCGAGGACCAGCCUACAUGUUUAGUGAUCGCUCAACGAGCCUAUCUAUUGAAGAGGAACGCUUUUUAGAUGCAGCUGAAUAUGGCAACAUUCCCGUGGUACGGAAGAUGCUGGAAGAAUGUCUCUCACUCAACGUUAACUGUGUGGAUUACAUGGGCCAGAAUGCCCUGCAGUUGGCAGUGGCCAAUGAGCACCUGGAAAUUACAGAACUUCUUCUCAAGAAAGAGAACCUGUCUCGUGUGGGGGAUGCCUUGCUUCUAGCCAUUAGUAAAGGGUAUGUUCGGAUUGUGGAAGCCAUUCUCAGCCAUCCAGCUUUUGCUGAAGGCAAAAGGUUAGCCACCAGCCCCAGUCAGUCUGAACUCCAGCAGGAUGAUUUCUAUGCUUACGAUGAAGAUGGGACCCGCUUCUCCCAUGACGUGACUCCAAUCAUCUUGGCUGCUCACUGCCAGGAAUAUGAAAUUGUGCACACCCUCCUGCGGAAGGGGGCUCGGAUUGAACGGCCCCAUGACUAUUUCUGCAAGUGCAAUGAGUGUAACCAGAAACAGAAGCAUGACUCUUUUAGCCACUCGCGAUCUAGGAUUAAUGCCUACAAAGGUUUGGCGAGUCCCGCUUACCUGUCGUUGUCCAGUGAAGAUCCAGUCAUGAUAGCCUUACAACUUAGCAAUGAGCUGGCAGUGCUGGCCAACAUUGAGAAAGAGUUCAAGUUCGUAGCUCAUCCAAACUGCCAGCAGCAGCUUCUCUCCAUCUGGUACGAGAAUCUCUCUGGUUUGCGACAGCAGACGAUAGCGGUCAAGUUUCUCGUGGUCCUGGCUGUUGCCAUCGGCCUGCCCUUCCUGGCCCUCAUCUACUGGUUUGCCCCAUGCAGCAAGAUGGGGAAGAUAAUGCGUGGUCCAUUCAUGAAGUUUGUAGCACACGCCUCCUCCUUCACCAUUUUUCUGGGACUGCUAGUCAUGAAUGCAGCUGACAGAUUUGAAGGCACCAAACUCCUUCCUAAUGAAACCAGCACAGAUAAUGCAAAGCAGCUGUUUAGGAUGAAAACAUCCUGCUUCUCGUGGAUGGAGAUGCUCAUUAUCUCCUGGGUAAUAGGAAUGAUAUGGGCUGAAUGUAAAGAAAUCUGGACUCAAGGCCCCAAGGAAUACUUGUUUGAAUUAUGGAAUAUGCUUGAUUUUGGCAUGUUAGCGAUCUUUGCGGCAUCAUUCAUUGCAAGAUUCAUGGCAUUUUGGCAUGCUUCCAAGGCUCAGAGCAUCAUUGAUGCAAAUGAUACUUUGAAGGACUUGACAAAAGUUACGUUGGGAGACAACGUGAAAUACUACAAUUUGGCCAGGAUAAAGUGGGACCCCUCUGAUCCUCAAAUUAUAUCUGAAGGUCUUUAUGCAAUUGCGGUGGUCUUAAGUUUCUCCAGAAUCGCUUAUAUUUUGCCAGCAAAUGAAAGCUUUGGACCUCUACAAAUAUCCCUCGGAAGGACUGUGAAAGACAUCUUCAAGUUCAUGGUGAUAUUUAUCAUGGUGUUCGUGGCCUUUAUGAUUGGAAUGUUUAACCUCUACUCCUACUACCGUGGUGCAAAGCAAACCGAAGCCUUCACAACAGUUGAAGAGAGUUUUAAAACGUUGUUCUGGGCUAUCUUUGGACUUUCGGAAGUGAGAUCAGUGGUCAUUGACUAUAAUCACAAAUUCAUUGAGAACACAGGUUAUGUUCUUUAUGGAGUCUACAAUGUGACAAUGGUUAUAGUUUUGCUAAAUAUGUUAAUCGCAAUGAUCAACAGUUCAUUCCAGGAAAUUGAGGACGAUGCUGAUGUGGAGUGGAAAUUUGCCAGGGCCAAACUAUGGUUUUCCUACUUUGAAGAGGGAAGAACAUUACCUGUUCCCUUCAACUUGGUGCCAAGUCCAAAGUCCCUGUUUUACUUCUUACUGAAGUUUAAGAAAUGGAUUUCUGAACUGUUCCAGAGCCAUAAGAAAGGUUUCCAGGAAGAUGCAGAGAUGAACCAGAAAAAUGAAGAGAAGAAAUUUGGAAUUUUAGGAAGUCAUGAAGACCUUUCAAAAUCAUCCCUUGACAAAAGACAGCUUGGGCAGAGUAAGGAAUCUAGCAUAAGGAGCUCAGAAGAUUUCCAGUUAAAUAAUUUCAAUAAUUCUCCAAGACAAUAUCAGAAAAUAAUGAAGAGGCUCAUUAAAAGAUAUGUGCUGAAAGCCCAGGUUGAUAAGGAGAGCGAUGAAGUGAAUGAAGGAGAACUAAAGGAAAUUAAACAAGAUAUCUCAAGCCUGCGCUACGAACUUCUUGAAGAAAAAUCUCAGAAUACAGAAGACUUAGCAGAACUUAUUAGAAAACUUGGGGAGAAACUCUCAGUGGAACCACAUCAAGAAGAAAGCAAUAGAUAAUGAACGCAGAGACUUCCCUAGACAGUCAUAUUUAUUUGUCCACUUAAGGCCACAUUACUUUCUGAUUUAUUUUUUUAAGUGCCAGUGUGCUCUCCUUUUCAUUAAGAUAGCGAUCAUUCUAUCACAGUGAACGGAGGUUUUUGGUGGUUAAAUUGCAAGAUUCAGGUGAAGGUUUGCAGAUUGUGAUGAGAAUUGUCACCACCUGUUUGGUGCUUGUUUUCUUCGUGUAACUAUUGCGCUGGUGGGACUGCGCUGCAGUCAAGAGCUGAGAAGCUGCUCGGUUGGUGGGAAGCGGAUCUAACUUCUCCAGGUGGCACUUUUCUCCGUGAGAAGAUGCCACUUCUCCUUGAGAAGAUGCCACCACCUCCUCUCUUGGUCCAAGGAUUGGAGACUGGUGACUUCCUGUCCUGAAAUCUGGCCAAAAAACAUUCGCAGGCUCUUCAGAAAAUUUUGUUUAAUCAUCAGCUUUCCUGCUUAUCCCUCCAAAUAAUAGUAUUAAAAUAUAUACAAAAUGGGCUUACAUCUUUCCUAAAUUUUCUGAACAUAAAAAUGUUUCCUCCACUUAACCUCAGACAAUGGUCCAGUUAUGUGUGUGUGUGUGUGUGUGUGUGUGUGUGUGUAUGUGCAUGUAUGUGCACAUGUGCAAUAAAUGUUUGUCUGAAAUGUUUUCAGCUAAUGGGGACACACGUAAGCUCUUUGUUAAAAUUUUCAAUUGUAACUACAACAUUACUGAACAAAUAUGAGCCUUUUCUUGGAGAAGUAUCAAAACCACACACACAAAAAAACAAUGGAGUUAUUUUGGCCCGAUCAUGGAACAAUUUUGUGUCAUCUGGCUAUUGGAAGGUGUAUUUUCACAUGCGGCUAUGGGAUGUAGAAGGGAAAAGUAAAAGCUUAGGAACUUGCAAUAACUUUCUGUCCCAGUAUGUCUUAACUCCCUCCCAAAUAUGAAUAAAAUACAGUUUGUACUCAUGAGCCAAGAAGGUGUUAUUACUUUCUAAUGCUGUUAGGAAAUAUCUGAAGAUUCUAAAAGUGAGUAAUUAAGGUUCAUGUGUUCAAUUGCCCAAAGAUUAUCAGCAUUUCGACGAUGCGGGGCAUUAUCUGGAAGUGCUUCUGUAAAUUCCAUGAAAGGAGGCUUUGGAUGCAGUUUUCAAACUUCAUCUUAAAGAUAAAAGAAAAUCAUAGGAAAUCAGUGUAGCCCCAAUCUUGACUGAGUUUGAAUCAAAGAACUGUAUGUAUCCAGAUCAGAAAAUGUGACUGAAAAAUUUUAUUCAGCAAUUUUGUACUUGUGGGUGUUGCUUUUUGAAGAGUUAAUUAGUGGUACAGAAAAGAUCUGUUUUCAAAUGUUUUGUGAUAAUAUCUGAAUCAGAAAUUGUAAAAAUCAGCCUCAUAUCAAAUGUACUUUCAUAAAAUUAAAAUAACCAAACAUUCACACAGUC